Messenger RNA from Hypomesus transpacificus, 3557 nucleotides. RefSeq names its product WD repeat-containing protein on Y chromosome-like. The transcript is spliced from 25 exons. Gene Ontology annotation, molecular function: protein binding; calcium ion binding. The record is from RefSeq and is a predicted model, not a curated record. Bases 26 to 3487 code for a protein of 1153 amino acids. Lineage: Eukaryota; Metazoa; Chordata; Actinopteri; Osmeriformes; Osmeridae.
UGAGCACCUCCGUCGCAUCGAGCGCAUGUUCAGAGAGGCAGACGUGGAUGGUGGAGGAGGGUUGAGCAUUGCGCAAUUCCGUGAUGCAAUGAAGAAAGUCAUGGGCGAUGUUGAUGAUGAAAAUUUGGAUAUUAUUUUUAUGAAAGUUGACGCCAACUGUGAUGGCAGUGUGGACUGGGAUGAAUAUCUGAACUACAUGCUUCUAGAGUACAGAGUGAAACACUCACUGCAGAAGAAAACUAAGCCACUCUAUUUUCCCAAACCACUUAAGAUUUUACAAACUGGACAUUGUGAGAUCAUAGUGAGCUUGCAGUUCCAUUCCUUCCUACCCCCUGUGGGGGAGAAGAAGGGUGACUCUGGGGAGCAAGAAAGGUUCUCAGGGGGCAUGUUGGGUCGCACUCAUGGAGGACGCUACAUAUCAGUUAGCCACGAUGGAAUCCUGAUCUUUUGGAGCGAGAGGUUCAAGAUACAGCGCACCAUCCAUAUUGGUCAGAUGCCGCACACGAUUGGACAGCCUGUUUGGGUUUCGGAUAUGGUCUGUCUGAGCAACAUUAACAUGCUCUCCAUCUCCUCUACUGGUCGAGAUGUAGAAUUCUAUGACAUCAGUGCCAAUAAGUGUGACAUAGUCUUCUCCCUGUCGGAGCUGGAGGCCAACGUGAUCGUAAUGGACUACUGGACAGAUGGCAGGAAAGCUAUUUUCUGCAUAGGCGUUACCAGUGGCGCCAUAUUUAUCUUUAUCUCCUCCGAUGUGGUGCAGAAUGGCCUCUUUGACAGCACCGCCUUCAAGACAGGAUGCAAUUACCGGAUUCCAGUCACAGCAUUGCUCAAAAACUCCUCUAGUUUAUUUCUCUGCUGUAGAGUUCCCAUUCAUAACGAUUGGGUCUACCAGAUGCGCUACAUCCCAGAGUUGAACUGUAUUGCCACCUGCUGUGCAGCAAGCCAAGCUGCCAUGAUACUGACAACUCUGCCUCACUCUUUCAAGUGUAAAGUCCAAACUGCACACUUUCACCAGAAGAAGGGCAUACAAUGCUUUGACUACUCACCUGACCUCAACAUACUGGUGACGGGAGGUUUUGAUAGGGUGGUGAGAGUCUGGAACCCCUACCUCACCAAUAAGGCCACAUCCCACAUGAAGGGUCAUGCUGCUGGCAUCACUCACAUUGCUGUCAACGGCAAAGACAAUCAGAUCAUUAGUGUGUCCAAGGACAAGAAUGUGCGUGUCUGGGACCUGCUGGACUGUACCUGCGUCCAGAACAUCCAUUCCAGAAAUGUCAAUUUGGGUCGCUCUUCCAUCUCCAGAAUCUACUACAACCACACCAGUAACACCAUGGUGUUGGCUUCAUGCCUUGUUGGGGUUUUGCAAGGGGCAAUAGAUGAGGUGGACAGUUCCCAACCCAAAACAGUAACAUCACAUGAACAGCCACUCUGUGCUGCACUCUACAACCCCAAUUUCAAACAGGUGGUGAGUGGCUGCCAUGCAGGGGUGGUGAGUGUGUGGGACAUCCAGACAGGAGAGAAGGUGAUGCAGUUCCAGACAAUCCCUGAGCGGCCAGCAGAGAUCACUGCGAUGGCUUUUGAUGAAUUCAAGCGCCGCCUUAUUACAGGCUCAAACAAUGGUACCAUACGCCUCUGGAACUUCAACAAUGGAGCUCUACUCUCUGAAAUUUCCCUGGUGGAUGAUCAGGAGGUCACAGGGAUUAUAUACAUCAAUGAGAGGAUCUAUGUGUCAGGCUGGGGGAAAAAAGUCAUGUGGUAUCUUGAUGCCAAAGAUGAGGAUGAGAUGGAGUACCGUGUGUGGAAUCAGUACCACUCUGAGGACAUCUACUCCAUGCACGCCCACAGCAGCAAGAUGCUGGUGACCGCUUCCUACAGUGGUGACAUCAUCGUCUGGAACAUCGAUUCGGGUCAAGCCUUUUGCCGCUUCAACGCAAGCGAAAGCCCGUUGCCGUUAAUACCCAUACGAGUGAGGGACAAAGCGAGACAAGGGUCAGUUCUGAGGCCAAAUGCUUGCGUGGAUGAUUUUGAGAAGGAAUCUGAGGAUGAAGACGACGUGUGGUUAUGCUCCAUAGCUGUCUUCCUGAAAGCCAUUAGUCAGUCUGUUGACCCUCAGGUUCGACAACUCACCACUGAAACCACCCCUACCAGCGUCUUCGAGGGACGCAGAGGUAGCAUUCAAAUUCCAGUCUCAGCCUGCCUGCCCCAAGCCCCCUUGGUUAGAGAAGCACGAAUGACUCGAAGGGGUGCACUGGCACACAAAUGCAAGACCAAGAAACCCAAAAUCAACAACAUGGAGGAGCUGAACAAGCCUUGUUUUGCAGUGGAGAAGGCACUGUUCCUGUGCACCCGAGAGCGCAGCCCUGACACUGCAGUUCUGCUCACCAGCUCAGCAGACGGCUAUAUCUACGCCUGGUCUGUAUACCUUAGCGGGGGGCUACUGGCAAAAUUCCGUGCAAGACACAAAGAGGGCUCGAUCGUCACUGCCAUGUUCACUGAUAGCCAGAAUCAGAUCCUGCUCUCUGGGCACAGCAACGGGUACAUCAUGGUGUGGGACAUUGAAAAGUACUGUUACCGUAUGUGGAGCGAGACAAGCAAGGAGAAACCAGCAAAGGAGGACACUAUGUGUCUGCCGGACCUCAUACCCCACUACUGUAGAGUACAGGGCCCACCAAGAGUGGUGCUGGGGCAGGAGAAAGAGAUUCACAAGGGCUGGACUGUGUCCUUGAUCCCCCCUGCCCUUCUGAGUUCCUGGCGUGGCCAUCUGAAGAGCAUUGUGCACCUGGAGUAUGUGGAACGCUUUCGCCUCAUAGUCACUGCCAGCCUUGACUGCAACGUCCGUCUAUGGACAAUUGCUGGAAAAUAUAUUGGUACAUUCGGUCAGGGCAUGUGGUGUGUUGGUGAUCCAAGUGCCAUUCCCAAGGAGCUGCCUGCGGACCUGAAGAAGGCUGGAUCCUGCCAAACACUGAAAGUCCUCAAUGAGGGGAAAUACCCUCACUGGAUUUGUGCCAAACGCAUAGUGGAGAACCUGAGAGCUCAGAAAAGGCACCAGUCAGACAUAACCAAGCUUGGCGAGGCCACCCCUCUGACAGAACUGGUCCCUGCUGAUCCACGGAUUGUUAAGUACACAGAUGAACAGGUAGAGAACACAUGGACUAUGUGGCAGGAGAAGGGCAAACAGACUAGCAGUAUCUUAGGACAGGCAUACAAACAGAAGGUUAGACAUCAUCUGCCAUCCUGCCCCCCUGAUUUACAGACACCCCACAACAGCCAUGAGCAGCUUAGGGUAUACAACUGCAUGCCCUACUCCAGUCUGCUGCCUAUCAUCCAGCCCCCCGUCCCAGAGCUUCUGAGGGACAGCCAUCUCAGGGCUCAGGAGGGACCAGAGACAACCAAGCAAAAGAAGCCUGCCAAGCGCAGGCCCCUCACACGCUACAUGGCUGUCCUGCCCAGGCCAGGCCUCAAACGCUCCCAAACCAGCAAGCCUGUUUGAGAGAAUCCUGCCCAGGAGAAUCUAGACAUAGUCUAUACAUGCAACACGAAUACAUCACAUGUUCUGCAAC